AUGGGACGGUGGAUGUGUCAACAUCUGAUGGACCUGGGAUAUGGGAUGACAGUCUACAAUCGAACGAAGUCAAAAGCUGACCCGUUACUGGAAGCAGGUGCUGCAUGGGCAGAUUCGUCGGGUGAAGUUGCAGCUACCUCCGAUAUUGUUUUCACGAUUGUCGGAUUUCCACCCGAUGUCCGUGAAGUCUACCUCGGUGACAGCGGUAUCUUAAAGGGAGCGAAACCCGAAAGCAUCAUUGUUGACAUGACGACGACAGAACCCUCUCUUGCACAAGAAAUCUACGCUGCAGCGCAGGCACAGGAUGUUUCAUCAAUCGAUGCGCCUGUUUCAGGCGGCGAUGUUGGUGCCCGAGAGGCGCGCCUUUCCAUCAUGGUCGGAGGCGACGAGGCUGCUGUCCAAGCCGUUAUGCCACUCUUCUCGGCGAUGGGGAAAAACAUCGUCCAUCAAGGUGGCGCGGGUGCCGGACAACACACCAAAAUGUGCAAUCAGAUCACGAUUUCAGGAACAAUGAUCGGGGUCUGCGAAGGGUUAAUCUAUGGCUACAGAGCUGGACUGGAUUUAGAGACGAUGCUGUCAUCGAUUAGUGGGGGUGCAGCGGCUUGCUGGUCUCUCGACAAUUUAGCACCACGGCUUCUCCAGCGGAACUUUGAUCCUGGCUUCUUUGUGGAGCAUUUUAUCAAAGAUAUGAGCAUCGCUUUAGACGAGGCACGCAAGAUGAACUGA
This is a messenger RNA of Geodia barretti, 726 nucleotides long. The record is from the annotation of a GenBank genome assembly. Lineage: Eukaryota; Metazoa; Porifera; Demospongiae; Tetractinellida; Geodiidae.